UGAGUGCGCUAAUUGACGCGGCCCCAUGAAUGGAAUGUAAUCGUCAUCUCGACUCUCACCUUCUAUGUAUAUAAUCCACAACGGUCAGCCAGCCUUCCUCCACCCGCUCAUCAUCUUACUCAUUCGACAGACAGAAGGGAGGGAAGGGAAACUAUAUACUUUGUGGAAAUGGAAGAAUACUACGGCGGAGAGAGAGAGAUGACGUCGACAGAAUUGCAAGCGUAUUGUCAUGACAACGGCGGCGUUGCUUUGACAUGGAAGGAUUUGAGCGUAAGGGUGGUGGGUGGCGCGCCGCCGGAGAAGAAGGGGCGAUCCCGGUCCAUUCUGAAAGGGAUAACUGGGUAUGCUCUCCCCGGAGAGUUGCUGGCCAUUAUGGGGCCUUCCGGCUCCGGCAAGUCCACCCUUCUAGAUGCUUUGGCAGGGAGACUGAAUUCUAAUACCCGCCAAGCUGGGGAGAUUCUUAUCAAUGGCCGCAAAGAGACCCUUGCUUUUGGAACCUCGGCGUACGUGACCCAAGAUGACGCGCUGAUGACGACAUUGACGGUGAGGGAAGCCAUAACAUACUCAGCGAUGCUCCAGCUGCCGGACGCGAUGCCAGCGUCAGAUAAGAAACGGCGGGCGGAGACGACGAUCAGGGAGAUGGGGCUCCAGGACUGCAUCGACACCAGGAUCGGUGGGUCCUGGUCGGCGGCGAAAGGGCUGAGCGGCGGGCAGAAGAGAAGAGUGAGCAUCUGCAUCGAGAUUCUGAUGAGGCCCAAGCUGCUGUUUCUGGACGAGCCCACGAGCGGGCUGGACAGCGCGGCCUCGUACCACGUGAUGAAAAGGAUCGCCCACUGGGCCCGGCACGAGGGCAUGACGGUGAUUGCGUCCAUUCACCAGCCUGCUGCGGAAGUCUUCCAGCUGUUCCACAACCUCAGCCUGCUAUGUUCUGGGACUACCGUGUAUUUUGGGCCUGCCGCCUUGGCCCAACAGUUUUUCGCCAGCUCAGGCUUCCCUUGUCCGCCGCAGCGAAACCCUUCGGACCACUACCUUAGAACCGUCAACAAAGACUUCGACGAGCAAGACAGUACAACCGCGGCCGAGGAAAGCAUUGAGAUUCUGGUGAAGUCGUACCAAUCGUCGGAAAUCUCGCAGCAAACAGAGCAGCAAGUAGCUGGCAUAUGUCAGCAGGGGAGGGCAAGCCGCCGUCGUACGGUGCAGAAAGGAAGCCAGGCGAGCUUCGUUACCCAAUGCAGCGUCCUUACGCGGAGAUCGUUUGUGAAUAUGUACCGGGACCUCGGGUAUUACUGGCUCCGUUUCGCCAUCUACUUGGGACUCUGUUUCUGCGUCGGCACUGUGUUUUACGACGUCGGCCACGAUUUCGGCUCAAUUCAGGCCAGAGGUUCAAUGCUGUUGUUUGUUGCAGCAUUCUUGACAUUCAUGACAAUCGGUGGAUUCCCAUCCUUCGUCGAGGACAUGAAGAUCUUCGGACGAGAGAGACUAAACGGGCAUUACGAAGUGGGAUCGUUCGUCCUCAGCCACGCUGUGUCCUCCAUUCCUUACCUGAUCAUCGUCUCCCUAAUCCCUGGAGCAGUCGCCUACCUCCUCGUCGGCCUACAACGAACUCCCCAACAUUUCGCCUUCUUCGCCACGCUGCUCUUCCUAUGCAUGCUCCUGGUGGAGAGCCUGAUGAUGAUCGUGGCGAGCAUCGUCCCGAAUUACCUGAUGGGGAUCAUGACCGGCGCGGGGAUUCAAGGGCUGAUGAUUCUGAGCGCAGGGUUCUUCAGGCUGCCGCAUGAUCUCCCCAGCUGGUUCUGGAAGUACCCGAUGUACCACGUGGCGUUCCACAAGUACGCGAAUCAAGGGUUCUACAAGAACGAGUUCGUAGGGUUGGAGUUCCCUAGAACGAAUAAUGCAGGGGAAGGUGCAGGUUUAGUGCCGACGACGAUUGAUGGGGAGGAGAUUUUGAGGUAUGUUUGGGAGAUGGAGACAGGGUAUUCCAAGUGGGUUGACCUUGGUGUGUUGACCGGUAUGGUGGUUGUGUAUCGUGCGGUGUUUUGGGGGGUUUUGAAGUUCGGUGAGAAGAUUAAGCCGAUUUUGAGAGGUGGUGGUUCGGCUAAAAGAGCUACUACUGUGGAUGUCGAUGCUUGUUCAGAUGGUGAAAAUGCUGUGUAGGUGACGGUUCUGUAGUCUGAAUCAAAUGUGUAUUGGCCAGGGGGAAUCAAAUAAGCAAUACCCUGUACUUCUCGACUUUGCAUAUAGUGUUAGCUUUGAAGUUUGGAUCGAAUAAGCUUGUAUUAUAAAUAAGGAGCUGAAGAAGUUACCUAGCCUUGAUAUAUGGAGAUAAAGAGUAAACUGACUGCUUGAAAAAGACUCUUAUUCCAUAAUUGUAACGCACUUGUUCAUUCACAAAUACAAGGAAAUUUUCACCAAAAAAUGAAAACUACUAAAGUAGUAAAUUUUACAAGGCUUUGAGCUGCAUCAUUCGUAAAAAUGUCCCUGCUUUUCAGCUUUGCACACACCGUACAGACAUACAGACACAGAAUAAAUAGAAAUGAACUCAGAAGACCACCACUUCUUAUCUAAGCUUGAGUUGUUAAAAUGGCACCAGCUCUGCCUUUUCGCUGAGGAGUUACUGUCCCAAGUUCAUCAACUGCUUUUCGUAUGUUGCAGUGUAUAUGGAGACCCCGAUCACCAAAUCACUUUGGCGGGUGACCUACAUUCCAAGAAAACCUCGGUUCCCAAUCCUCCUCUUUCUGAGUCGCUCUGCUAUAAUGAAAGCUAGCUCCAGAGACUGAGAAGCAUUCA
Molecule: messenger RNA, 2787 nt
Organism: Linum tenue
Lineage: Eukaryota; Viridiplantae; Streptophyta; Magnoliopsida; Malpighiales; Linaceae
Source: the annotation of a GenBank genome assembly